AUUGACGGCCGAUUGCAAAAUGAACAAGCUCGCUAUUGCCCUUUUUCAUGCGCUUUUAGUUUUCUUUUUCUCUCCGAAGUCCAGCGAUGGACAAGGAUUGAGACCUCAACCGAUAAAUAUCGCUCAAGGGAAGAAAAUCGAAGCAACUGCAACAUGUGGGGAAGAUGUCAGCGAGCCAGAACUCUUCUGCAAACUGGCCACUGUACCCGGGAAGCUGGGCAUUCUAGGGUUGUCCUGCGAUCACUGCGAACCAGAUACGUUUACCAAGGAUCACUCGAUCAAAAAUGCCAUCGAUGGAACGGAGAGAUGGUGGCAAUCUCCUCCGCUGUCCCGCGGCCUACAGUACCAAAAAGUAAACAUCACGAUUGAUCUAGGACAGGAAUACCAAGUAGCCUAUGUUAUAGUAAAAGCUGGCAAUGCUCCACGCCCAGGUACAUGGGCCUUAGAGAAAUCUGUUGAUGGUGGAAGAACAUUCACCCCAUGGCAGUACUUUGCUACUACUAACAGUGAUUGUCUGUCGUACUUUGGAAGCUCAGCACUGUUGCAGUCAUUUAAAGAUGAUACCACGGUCACUUGUACAACAAGCUACUCUCAGGUUCCACCUUUUGAAAACGGGGAGAUCCAUAUUUCAUUAAUUAAUGGAAGGCCAGGAGCAGCAAACUUUUCUUACAGUCAGGCAUUACAGGAGUGGACUCGUGCUACUCACAUAAGACUCAGGCUGUUAAAAGUGAAGACUUUGUUAGCUGAUCUGUUACCACUGGCAAGGAAAGAUCCAUCAGUUACUAGAAGGUAUUUCUACUCAAUAAAGGAUAUUUCAGUUGGGGGAAUUUGUAUGUGUAAUGGCCAUGCUGAUGAAUGUAUUCAAACUGCAGAAGACUCACAGUUCAGAUGCAAAUGUAAACACCAGACAUGUGGCAUCAAAUGUGAAGAAUGCUGUCUAGGAUUUGUGCAGAAGAAAUGGAGACCUGGAACUGCAGAAAGUAGCAAUGAGUGUGAAGCCUGUAACUGCCACAACCAUGCAUCUGACUGUUAUUAUAGUGAGGAAAUAGAUCAGCAAAAGGGAAGUUUGGAUAUGAAUGGGAACUAUGAGGGUGGAGGAGUGUGCAUCAACUGUCAGGAUAACACGGCUGGAAUUAACUGCGAACAAUGUAAAGCAGGAUACUAUCGACCAGUAGAUAAGGCUAAGACAGAUCGUGAUGCUUGUAAAGCUUGUACAUGCGACAGAAGGUUUUCCACUGGUCAAUGUUUUGAUGGUGAUGGGCGGUGCCAGUGUCUUGAUAACUACAGUGGACCUAAUUGUACUCAGUGUAAUGAGGGAUUUUAUGGAUUCCCCAAUUGCAAACCUUGUGACUGCCAUCCAUUGGGUACAAGUGGACGUGUGUGUGGCCCAACAGGUGAUCAGUGUCCAUGUAAACCAAACUACACAGGAGCUAAAUGUGAUCAGUGUGCUCAAGGCUAUUAUGGCUUCCCAAACUGCAGCCGAUGCAACUGUGAUGGGUUAGGGUCACAUUCAAGCGACUGUGAUAUCAGAGAUGGACAGUGCAGAUGUCGUCAAAUGUAUACAUCCAGACAGUGUAAUCAGUGCAGUAAGGGCUUCUACAGCUUUCCUGAAUGCAAAGUUUGUGACUGUGAUGCUGAGGGUACUGCCAGAGAUAUCUGUAAUCCCAACACUGGAGCUUGUAUUUGUAUGGAGAACUAUGCAGGCCCUCGCUGUGAUGUUUGUAAUGAAGGAUACUACAAUUUUCCAAGGUGUUCAGACUGUGGUUGUUCAAGAGAAGGCUCACUUUUAUUAGCAUGUGACCAGCAGGGAAGGUGUGCAUGCAAAGACAACUACGAUGGACCAAAGUGUAGUCGUUGCGGUGUUGGAUUCUACAGCUACCCAAGAUGUGUCAAAUGUUCUUGUGAUCUUCGAGGUUCAGUUCAUGAGUUUUGCGAGCCAACCACAGGACAGUGCCAGUGUAAAGGAUCUUUCCGUGGUAUAAACUGCAAUCGCUGCCGCAGUGGGUUUUAUGGAUUUCCUGACUGUCAAGCCUGUCAAUGCAAUCCAGCAGGAAUUAAACCACUUCCUGAUGGACAGGCAGUAGACUGCUCCUUAUCAAACGAGGGUCAAUGUGACUGCAAGGAUAACGUGCAAGGUCUUGCAUGCACAGAGUGUAAAGAUGGCUACUACUUCCUUGAUAGCAAUAAUCCUCUAGGCUGUGAUAACUGUGAGUGCAAUAUGGAUGGUGUGAUUGGUGGCCUUCGCAUUUGUGACAAGGAAACAGGACAGUGUCCUUGUAAGCUUUUUGUUGCAGGCAGGAAGUGCACUCGAUGCAAACCAGGGUUUUAUGGUCUGGAAGGCCGUAAAGUGUUUGGCUGUACAGGUUGUGACUGUGAUGUUGGAGGAGCAUAUGACCAGUUUUGUGAUGUCAGCUCAGGGCAGUGUAAUUGUCGAGUUAAUGUUGAUGGGAGAGACUGUAGCCGGCCAGCCUCUCAGCAUUAUUAUCCAACUUUGCUACAAAUCAAGGCUGAGAUGGAGGAUGGAAUGGCACUCCCUACUAAAUCAACCUCAGACCAAGAUGUCCUCUCUCCAGACGUGUCAAUAUCAGAUGAUGGUCGACCUGCUAGAUUUGGUUUUGAUGAAAGUGUGUUUCCUGGCUUCUCUUGGAGGGGAUAUGCCACCAUGUCUGAUAUCCAGAGAGCAAUAAAAGUAACUCUGGACAUUCCAAAGACAACUCGUUACCACAUCAUAUUUUACUCCAUUACAAAUGGAAGUUCACCUGUAACUGGUGAGGUGAUGCUGACACCUAAAGGAGGUGAAGGAAGCAAACAAAGCAGCAAGGUCACAUUUCCAGUCAAGCAGGUUGGCUCAGCAAAUAUUGCCACUCAUCAUACUGUUGGAGAGAAAGAAAAGGCUACUCAGUUCAUGUUGACCAAAGGGAAAUGGGAUUUGAUUCUGGCUCUUCCACCAGCAAGUGUUCUCCUGGAUUACGUUGUUGCUUUACCACAAGUAUACUAUGAAGCAUACCAACUGGAAGAGAAAGUCACCAAACCUUGCCAAGUGAAUGGUAUCAAUACUUUAUGUAACCAGUUCUCAUACCUGAGCACAAAAGCACCAGGCUUUUUCACAACAGAAUUGGAAACAGGAUAUAUUGUUACUAGUCGUGGAGUGAGACCCACACAGCUGUUUAGAGAUGAAAAAGUCCUGCAACAGUUGGAUUUCAGUGCCAUGGCUAAUCUAGAUAACCAACAGACCCGUGUUACAGCAGAAUUUCGCAUCCGUAAAAUUGGUAAAUAUGUCCUAGUUCUGCAGUAUUACUAUCCUAAUGACAAGAAGAUCAAGUUAAAUGUUUACUUGAGGUAUCAGGCAGGAUCACAGAGAGGAGAGUUCAACCUUCAGAAAUGUAACUACAGGUUUGGCUGCCGUCAAGUAGCUGUGGAUAACACUGGAGCUGUCAAAGUGUUUGAUGUUGCUGAACUGCAGAGGACAGUAGUUACCCUUUUGGCCAGAGACACAUCCUCACCUAUUGCUGUGGACUCUGUUACAGCCAUUCCACUUGAUGUGUGGGAUCUGGAUUUCAUUGCUCCAAGCAUUCUUUGUACAACUCAAGGCAAUGUUUGUAUUCCCACAUCAUACCCCAUUCCCAAAGGAGCUGUUACAAUUGAGGUUCCAGAUGCCAGUGUUCCUGAUCAACCACAGCCUCCAAACAAACAGGAUCCAAAAGCAAAACUACAGUACUUGGGUGAAGGGAUCCAUUCUCUGUCAAGUAAUGGGCUUAAGGAAGGGAGAUAUGCAGCCAUUGUUCACUAUUAUCAGCCAAAGCAUUCUUCAUUUGAGUCCCAAGUGAAAGUCACCAGCGAUCGUGCAGUGGAAGGGUCCAUCAAAUUCCAUUACUGCCCUCAUGCAUCAGGCUGCAGAUCAGUUAUCAAGGACUUGGCUGGUUCACCAUUCUUUGAUAUUGAACGAAAAACUGUUGCACUGGAGUUUGAGAUUCCAAUGAACUCAUCAACAUGGAUAGACUAUGUUCUGCUUGUUCCUCAAAAUGUAUUCACUGGGGACCUGCAAGAAGAUGCUCCAGUCCCCUUGUCUCAGGAUUUCCUUGAUUCAUGCAGCAAAGAUGACUUCUUCAUAAAAACCUCAGAUCCAAAGUUUUGUAAAGAUUCGGUGUUUUCACUCACAACAAGCUUCAAUAAUGGAAGUCUUCCUUGUGACUGUAACCCUAAGGGAUCUGUUGACAACAACUGUGAAACAUUUGGUGGACAGUGCCGUUGUCGUCAGAAUGUAAUUGGGAGAACCUGCAAUAGGUGUAAGACAGGGUAUUAUGGCUUCCCUGAAUGCAAAAGAUGCCGUUGUGUUUUCUGUAAUGAGAUCACUGGGGCCUGUGAUUGUCCAAAAAACACCGUUGGGCCAAACUGUGAAUUCUGCCUGCAAGGAACCUGCUGUUACGACCCCAUCCUUGGUUGUGAGGACUGUGGCUGUGAGAGGUUUGGUGUGGUUGGUAACAAUAUAGCAUGCAAUCCUAACACAGGGCAGUGUAACUGUAAACCAUCUCACACUGGGAAGAAAUGUAAAAAGUGUGCUGUUGGAUAUUUUAACUAUCCUUUGUGCCAGAAAUGUGAAAGUUGUGAUCCCAGAGGAGUUGACAGUAGGAUAUGUGACAGCAAUGGUGGAACAUGCUUUUGUAAGCCUGGAGUCACUGGACCACGCUGUGAUAAAUGUGCAGCUGGACGUUUCAAUCUAGAUGCUAACAAUCCAGAUGGCUGCUCUAAGUGCUGGUGUAAUGGCCUGUCUAAAGUUUGUGAUAGUGGCAAUAAGUACUGGUCCAAAAUUAAUACCAUGGACAAUUGGAAGUUAGAGAACAGUCCAGCUAUUGUGGUUAAAAUUGAUGAAACUAAACUCUCUGCCUCAGUAAGCAGCCAAAGAGAUGAAAAAGGCAAACCAAUCUACUGGAUAGCACCCAUGGAAUACCUUGGACAAAAGAUUUCAUCUUAUGGUGGCAAACUGAUGUACACAAUCAGUUAUGAAGUACCACAAGGAGAAAGUUCACCAGUCUUGACAAUGAAACCUGACAUUGUGAUUGAGGGUAAAAAUGGCAAAGUGCUCUUGUUCAAAAAGCAGUUGGAACUUUCUCCGGGACAGACAUCAGCGAUUGAGGCACAGUUUUUGGAGUAUCUUUGGGAGGAUACCAGUGGAUCCAAUGUAAGUAGGGAUGACUUCAUGUCAGUUUUUCAUGACAUAAAAUCGCUGAAGCUGAGGGCCUCAUACAGCACAGUGGUUUCAGACGUCAGGCUCAGUGAUGUUGAAAUGGAUGUUGCAGUAGAUGAGCCUGUUGACGGAGCAAUGAGAGCAAUGAGUGUAGAAAAAUGUGAAUGUCCAGUGAAAGCUACAGGAGAUUCCUGUGAGCUUUGUGGAAAAGGUUAUACUAGAGCUCCAGAUAACACUUCCUGUGUACGCUGCAACUGUUUUGAUCACUCAGAGGACUGUGAUGGAGAAAGUGGAGAAUGUUACAGUUGUUUGCACAACACCACAGGGCCAAACUGUGAAGUCUGUGAACCUGGUUUCUAUGGUGAUGCCACCACAGGCACCCCACUGGACUGCAAUAUAUGUGAAUGCCCCCUAGGAAUAGUGUCAAACAGCUUUGCAACUGAAUGCUCCCUGAAUUCUGUCAAUGACCUCAUUUGCACUUGUAAAGAAGGAUAUGUUGGACAGAGGUGCAACAAGUGUGCUGAUGGUUUCUAUGGUGACCCUUCUGAUCCUGGUGACUAUUGUAAGAGGUGUGGUUGCAGUGGUAAUAUUGAUUACAACGUCAAUGGAAGUUGUGACUCCCUGACAGGAGAGUGUCUCAAAUGUAUCAAUACUGCAACAGGAGACCAGUGUGACCGCUGUUUGAAUGGUUACUAUGGUGAUGCAGUUGUUGCAAAGAACUGUGCAAGAUGUGCUUGUAAUGAUUGUGGCACUGUAACUGCAGUUUGCAAUCAUACCACUGGGUCUUGCAUGUGUAAACCCAAUGUCAUUGGGGAAACCUGUGACAGCUGCAAGCCCAAUACCUGGAACUUUGACAGCUGUUUGGGGUGUGAAGAUUGUGACUGUGCACCAGCAUCACUAUCAACAUCAUGUGAUGUGAAAACAGGUCAGUGUGAAUGUCCAGAGGGCGUGACGGGAAGGAGGUGUGACAGAUGUAAGGCAGGGUACUUUGAAUACACAAAGAAUGGCUGUCGUGCAUGCACCUGUGAUAAGGGAGAAGACAACUUGUUCGGCUUUUGCGAUGUGAAUACUGGUCAGUGUUGUAAGCCAGGAGGGAACUGUACCAUUUGUCCUGUGAAUUACAUCCUAACUUCAGAGGGCUGUCAAUAUUGUGGUGAAUGUGUUGGACGUCUCCUGAAAACAGCCACUGAACUGGACCGUAAUCUUUCCUUGGCUCUCAAGGCUGUAAAACAGGGAACAGCUGGAAUUAUUGCUGAAGGACGAUUUUCAGACCUAAAUGAAACUUUGCAAAGGUUAAUUCCACCAACUAAUGAAUAUAAUUCAACUAUGGAAGAACUGUCCAAGGUAGUUGGAAUGUCAUUGGUAAAUGCAGCUGCAAACACAAGUUCUGGAGAUGUUGAUGAGGAUAACAAUCUCAUUAAGAGGACAGACAGUAGUGAAGAAACAGGAAACAAUGUAACAACAAUGGUAAUGAUGAUAACAGACCAAGCAAAAAGGGCUUUGGAAACUUCCACGUCUACAAAGGAAGAAGCUCUUGAAUUAGAAGAAGAAAUUCGUAAGGCCCUUAAUCGAACUUAUGACAUCAUAGUUAUGGCAGAGAAAAUAGCUAAAAGCUUAAAGAAUGAAAAGGCAAACCAAACUUUGUUGUUAGAAAAAGCUGAAGAAAUCUUAAAGGAACUUUUGGAAAGAGACUUUGAAUCUGCUAAUAAUACAAUGGUUGAAGAGCGUGAACUGGUGAUGGCUACUAUCGAAAGAGCAAAAGAAUAUUUGAAUGACACAACAAGUUUAUUAAGCAAAGUUAUGGAUGUGAACAAAACUCUGGAUGAACUCUUUGGUAAAUUUAGUUCAAUUGUGGAUGAGUCCAACAGAGUUUUGGAAAAUGUCAGCUAUGCUUUGGGUUUAAACAAUAUCAGCAAGACUUACGACUCACAGACACCCAUGAAAGAAGCAGUGGGUUUAAAGAAAGAGGUUGACACUGCCUUGAAUAACCUGGAAGGUGUGAUACAGACUGCUAAGGAUAAAGUACAAAAUUCCAGUACUUACCUACAGGACUUUAAUGAAAGUUUUCCUCGCCUUGAUGAUCUUAUUGAAAAGGUAGAUGAAAAGAUGGCCAAUCUUUCUCAAAUCCUGGACGAUUUAAAUCCUUUAGUUGAUAUGGCUCAGAAUCAUUCGGAAGAACUGCGUAAGCAGGCUGAUGACCUAGAAAAGCUGCUGACAGACAUUGAGUUUGCGCGCAAAGCUUACAAUGCGUCAGAAAGAUAUUCCAACAUUGCUAAAGCAUUAAAGGAAGCAUUAGCCAUUGCCCAAGAAGCUGAGAAAAUUGCCAUGAAAGCCAAAAAUGAGUCCCAAUCUCUCAGCAACAGAGCAGUGAAAUCACUGAAUGUGAGUGAAGUGUUAAAUGAGACUGUGUCAAGCACUGAGGAUAAAGUGGACAAUGAACUGUUAGACCUACUGAAUGAUGUCAAGACUAGGCUGGCACUUAUCAAAGCUAAAAUCAGAAAUGUCUCCAUGGAUCUCCUUGAGGUAGACUCAAAUUUUCCUAAAUUACAGGAACUGACAGAUCUCAUGGAUGGGAAAGGUCGUGAACUUGGGGAGAAUGCAACAGAUUCAAAAACCAGAGCAGACGAUGCAAGGAAGAAAGCUGAAGACAUUAAGGAUCAGCUGAGUGACCUAUCUGGGCUAAGGGACUCUAUUGUCGCGACAAACAGCAACAUAACAGAAGCUGAAAAACAAGUGAUGAAUGGUUUAAAUAUGUCUUUGGAAAUUAGAGAGAAAGUGCUGAUUCAGGAAAAACGACACCAGCAGAUUCUUAACGAGUUGGACUCUGAGGUGUCGCGACGUUUAAUGGACAUCAAAAAUAUGAUGAUUAAGGCAAAUAAUCUGCUCAAGUUCACCACACCUGUUAUGAAGUUUGAUGGGGAGGCUACAAGUUCACCAAUAUUACCUCCUGCUAUGAAGCAGGAAGUUAGAGCUAUGAACAUCUUGAUGUAUUUGAACCCUGAUAAGCCCGAUGGCUUGGUAAUGUUCCUGGGAGAUGCAGAAGGCACCAGCACUCGUCGCCAAAAACGUCAGUCUCAGGAAUCUGACUGCAAGACGGAUUACAUAGCUGUGCAGUUGAAGGAAAGGAAACCACAGUUGAAGAUAUGCACAGCAGUUAAGGGACUUGUGGAGAUUGGGGUGAAAGAUAACGAUUUUGAGAUGGAGACUACCGGCAAUGUCUGGUAUAAGCUUGAAGUUGACAUGGCCGGAGAUUGGGCAAGUCUUACAAUUAAGUACUUUGUUAAUAAAAAAGAGGAGAUUGUAAUAGGGCGGAGGUCAUUAAAACUGGAUAAUCCCAAAAUAGUAUUCAACGAGGACAGUGAUUUGAUUGUUGGUGGUGUUCCUGCGAAAAUGAAACUGCCAUCUAAAGUUGAAGCGGUUAAUUAUACAGGAUGUAUUGAUGGCCUGGAAAUGAAUUAUCAUUUUGUAGGAUCAUGGAACACCGAGAUUCUUGAGAAACCUUCGAAAAAUGAAGUGUGUCCCUCGCGUAAGGGUGCCACAGAAUUUGCUGUGGAUGAAGAAAACGCACCCAGAACUUUCUUUGGUACUGGUUAUGUCAAGUCUGGACCGUAUCAAGAGGAUGAUCCUAUGGGAACCUUCGAUCUAAAAUUUAGAACAACUUCCUCAAAUGGAAUCUUGGUUAUUGCCAUUGAUGAUGAUGAUGCAUCUCUUUUCCAGGCCCUUGAGUUAAUUAACGGGCGCGUUGUUCUCUCUUACAAUAUGGGUCAUGGAUACAGAAAGCUGACUUCCACAAAGUUGUAUGACAAUGGAGUGGAGGUCACCAUUGUAAAGAGGGAUUUUGAUAGAAGAGGUUUCAAGUUUUCAUUAAGUAUUACAUCCGAAGACGGCAAGAGUGAGGUGCUUGCCGACGGUAAAUCGUUUUACAAGGAUCGACGCCCCAGGUUUGUGAAUGCUGACUUCGUAUACUGGGGAGGCAUGGAGAACAGAACUGCCAUUCCUGUGAACGUGACCAAAAGCUUUUUUAAAGGUUGUCUGUCUGAUAUGAAGUUAUCCACCGGUGAAAUCAGAGUUCAGCCCAGCCCAGGAUACAUUUUUGGGUGUAAAGUCAAGCCAGCACAUAAUGUGACAUUCCUUGGAGCAACGAGCUACCUUGCUAUAGAACCAUUUCUGGGUCAGCAAAGAAGAGGUUUUAAUAUUGGGUUGUCCUUCAGAGUUGACCACAAAACUAAAAAUGGGCUUAUUUUCCUGGAGACUCAUGGUCAAGAAUUGGAUUUUAUUGCCUUGGGCUUGAUUGACGGAAAGCUGCGAUUUUCAGCCAGCCCUGGAAACAGAGCUGUAUCUGUAACGAGUAAAGCUGAAUACAAUGAUGGAAAAUGGCAUUUUGUACUCGUUCGUCAGAUUGGUAUAGGGAUUUCUCUGCGUGUGGACGAUGAGGAUCCAGAAGUAACAGUAUUUGAAAACGUGAUGCAGCAGUUGAUUCAGACCACUAACGAUAUGUAUCUGGGAGGAAUCCCUGAAAACUACAUGGAUACUGUUAGAAUUAGCAAUAUUGACAAUGUUAUUCUCAAUUCUCUGAAGGGCGGCUCCAUCCGAGACUUGACUUUUGAUCAAACACUGUUUGACUUCGAAAAGUAUAAGAGGAGAAGAAAUGUCAUAUUUGAUAAUGAUGAUUACUCAGAACCGUCGCCUAAGCUGGACAUAAUUGAGAAACCACCAGAUAUUGGGGAAAUGACCACAACAACCAGCCCUCCUCCGUCCACAACCACAGGUCCCCCAACAACAACAACAUCAACACCAACAACAACAACAACAACAACAACAACACCACCUCAAGUGUGUCAAGUGCCAGAGAAACCAGCACAAGAGAAUGGAACUGGAGUGUUAGGAUUUGGUUAUGAUCUCAAUAGUCAUGCAAUGUAUACUGUGACUGGAAAUAAAGUUCUCUCCAAGUUAAUCAGUUCGACGACUGAUUUGAGCUUUGAUUUCCGUGCUUCAAAUCCGGACGGAAUCAUUUUAUAUACCGCAAUCGAUAACGACAAGCAAGCGGACUUUAUUGUGUGCAAUUUGCUAAAUGGGAAUGUGUCCUGUGGCUUUAGCGCCGGAGGGGGUAUCCUGCGGCUCACCUCACCUGAUGCAGUUUACAGUGAUGGCACUUGGCACACAGUACAACUCACGCGCGAUGGGGUGGACGGCACGCUUUUCGUGGAUGGUACACUUGUUAUGACUGGAGCCGCCGCUGGCUCUCCUAAGUUUAUCAAUGGACUCAAGGAGCUGUACCUAGGAGGCACUCCACAGGGUUUUGAUGCAAAGCGAGUCACGGUUGGUGCACGUGCAAGUUUCCCAGGAUGCAUCAGGAACGUUAAAGUCAAUAAUGACGAUAUUGGUGAACCUUCAAGUCUAAUCAAGGUUCAAGAUUGUUACAUAGACAGUCCUACUUCAGGAGUCAGCUUUGACAUGGGUGGUGGAUACCUGCAAGUUGCCAAAACUUACACUGUGGGAAUGGAUGAAGUGAUCUCCAUGGAAAUAAAACCAACGUCUCACACGGGUCUUCUGUUAUCAUCUUCAAAUUCCAAGGGAGACUACAUUGUGUUAGAGAUUAUUCGCGGAAACGUGAUCUUCCGGGCAGAAAAUGGCGGGGGGCAGCUGGUGGUGGAGAAUACUGCCGAGGAUCCUCUUCGACUCUGUGACGGACAGUGGCACAAGAUUAGGGCCUGGAAAGAAGGGAAUUUGGUGAAACUUCAAGUUGACGAAGGAACAAUACUGGAAGGUGAAAGAAAAGGAUCUCAAACCAACGCAAAUAUCUACGACCCUCUGUAUGUCGGAGGUCUCCCAGCGGGUGUAGAGGCUAAAGGUGUGACGGCUACCGAGAGGUACACGGGUUGCAUACGUAACUUGGAGUCUAAAGAUAGAAAUGCAGCGAAGUCUCUGAAGCUUGCCAAUCCUGUGGAAUUAGGUGGAAAUGUUUACCUUGGAGGCUGUCCUUACAACUAAUGAACUAUUUCCUUCACUAUCUCCCAUUUGUCUAUUCAAUUAGUUUGUGGUUUAAAGGCAAAAGGCUCAAAGGUUUUGUUAAUGUUUUAAACCAAUUUUUUAUAAUUUUUUCACUUUCCUAUCACGAAGUAGUUUAAAAAACUAUGCCAGUCUAGCGAGAUGUGUUUCUUAGAUACUGGCGUAAAAAGAUUAAGAAUUCAUUUGAAUUCCUAACACAGCAUUUUAUCUUGAUAACAUGUUACUUUCAUGUUGGGAAUAAAAAUCUUACUUCA
Messenger RNA from Pocillopora damicornis (cauliflower coral), 11448 nucleotides. RefSeq names its product laminin subunit alpha. The record is from RefSeq and is a predicted model, not a curated record. Lineage: Eukaryota; Metazoa; Cnidaria; Anthozoa; Scleractinia; Pocilloporidae. Gene Ontology annotation, biological process: animal organ morphogenesis; tissue development.